This is a messenger RNA of Mesoplodon densirostris (Blainville's beaked whale), 720 nucleotides long. It is a transcript of the gene LCN6, whose product is annotated as lipocalin 6. The transcript has 8 exons. Bases 1 to 720 code for a protein of 239 amino acids. Lineage: Eukaryota; Metazoa; Chordata; Mammalia; Artiodactyla; Ziphiidae. The record is from RefSeq and is a predicted model, not a curated record. Gene Ontology annotation, molecular function: small molecule binding.
AUGAGGGGUGUGCUGCUGGCCGCCCUUCUGGCUUUGGUCUUGGUGCCCGGGGCCCGGGCCGCGUGGCUGGGGAGGCUGGAUCCUCGGCAGCUCCUGGGGUCCUGGUACAUUCUCGCCGUGGCCUCGGGGGAGAAGGACUUUGUGGUGGAGAAAGACACAAAGAACAUCGAGGGGGUCAUGGUGACCCUCACGCCAGAGAACACCCUGAAGAUGCUGUCCUCCCGGCACCGGCUGGAGAGAUGCCACCUGCAUGCUGUGGAACUGGUGAAACAAAAUUCCAGAUGGGUUUUCGGGAAUCCCUCCCUGGGUGUGCUGGAGUACCGGGUGCUGGGCACCAACUUCAGGGACUAUGCCAUAGUGCUCACACAGUUGGAGCUCCAGGACGAGGCCUUCAGCACCGUGGAGCUAUACAGCCGGACGGAGCUGGCCAGCCAGGAGGCCAUGGACCUCUUCACCAAGUGGAGCGAGGGCCUGGGCUUCUUGUCCCAACAGCAGGCCAAGCUGCAGAAGGACCUCACCUGUGCACGCAAGGUCUUCCAGCGUCCCUCUGGCCCAGAGGUGGGAGCUGGGCUGGAGGCAGCUGCUCCUCCCACCGGGCUCACGGUGGCCCUGGGCAGGCAGGAGGCUGGUCCGCUCAAUUUGGAGGAAGACCAUGUGAUCUGGAUGAAGUCUGCAGGCUGGCUGGACACCCACGCAGGGCUGGUGGGCUGGGACAUUUAA